UGCUAUUUAUUCCUUCCUCACCGUCCAAGGCAAUGCUCAGCCGUCGAAUUGCACCACAACUGAAGCGCUCUGCGCAAUUCUUUGCUCGAGCAGCCAGCUCAGCUUCGUCUACCAAGCCCGAAUCCACCAAGACCUCAGUCCCAGAGAAGAAGACAGAGAGCUCUCCACUGAGCGCAUGGCAGGCUCCCAACUUUCCCAGUACAUGGUCGACAAGCCAGAAACCGCGUCCUCAAGCUGGCUCCUCCCCCCGCUUUGAACAAACCAACAUGGACUUGCAACCGCAACCUCUGAGCGCGAUGGAACUCAUUGCUCAAGAACCAAUCCGCCUUGUCCAAGGCAGGAGUGCUGUUUGCGACGGAGGAGGAGGACCCUUGGGCCAUCCCAAGAUCUACAUCAAUCUUGAUCAACCUGGUCCACGAGCAUGCGGUUAUUGUGGAAUUCGAUUCGAGCAAGACCCCCACCAUCAUCAUUAGAGUCGGUCUCCACCUUGGGGCCUUGUCACGCCAGACAACGGAUAGAAUGCCUUCAUCGCCGUAUACAGCCUGUGGGACACAAUCUUAUUCUCUUCAUUCGUGGUACCCAUCGAAUGUAUUUAAACUUUCUGUCCAACCACACACAGAGUGCUUUGAGUGUUUCGAGUCUUUUUGGAUUGUCCUACCCGAGACUUGCUUAAAAUACAAGCCAGUGAGCAUAAAAAUACAACGGGGCUGUCU
Molecule: messenger RNA, 713 nt
Organism: Coprinopsis cinerea okayama7#130
Lineage: Eukaryota; Fungi; Basidiomycota; Agaricomycetes; Agaricales; Psathyrellaceae
Product: NADH:ubiquinone oxidoreductase kDa subunit
Exons: 5
Coding region: 33-473 (146 amino acids)
Biological process (GO): mitochondrial electron transport, NADH to ubiquinone
Source: RefSeq, a predicted model, not a curated record